AUGUCGAACCCGCCUCACCUGAAGUUAAGCGUCCCGUUUUGGGAAAAUCUCGAAGCCAACAUAAAAGAUGAUUACGCAAGAGGCUCGGCAUCGCUCUACUUUAGAGCAUACGGCCAAGCAGACCGUGUCCUCCUACCUAGCCAGUGGCGAGAGGUAGGGUGGACUCUCCAAGACUUUGCUUUUUUCUACGACUGCCCAGAAUAUGAGUCGGCUAGGUCAGCAUACGUAGAGCAAUGCCUUAUUAAAUAUCCAGUUGCCGCGUUACCGACGUGGAAUGAAGUUGUCAACGGGAUGCAAAUUCUUUUCACAAGGCCUGAUGCGAUCGCUGAUUACUUGUUUAUUAGGCCCAAUGUAUGGGUAAAUAAGGACAUCUGGCGACCGCUUGACUACGCCGUAGCGUUUAUCUUAAGGCUUCUUAACUAUCGAGAGCACCUUUACAGCGACGUCGUUAACGGAGGAGGUGAGUUUGUUGAAGGAAACAAGUACUGGAUGGGCUGGCAAAAAGCUUAUGCCGACAUUCUCGGCGCGGUUCAACCGUUCUAUAAGCCCUGGGACAGCUCGGACAAAUGGACAGCAGCGUUUCUUAUAUACCUUAAGCUUAAACACGAACAUGAGACCCAUAUAAUGGGACUUCUAAAAGGCGAUCCUCAAAUCUUUGCCGCUAAAUACAAACAGGGCAAGGAAGGGAUUGAAGUUGAUCCCAGGGCACAGGAGAGGUAUACUCAGAUGAAGGCUAUGAACACAUAUUAUUCCUAA
Molecule: messenger RNA, 756 nt
Organism: Daldinia vernicosa
Lineage: Eukaryota; Fungi; Ascomycota; Sordariomycetes; Xylariales; Hypoxylaceae
Exons: 1
Coding region: 1-756 (251 amino acids)
Source: RefSeq, a predicted model, not a curated record